Messenger RNA from Thermothielavioides terrestris NRRL 8126, 1158 nucleotides. RefSeq lists its product as uncharacterized. The record is from RefSeq and is a predicted model, not a curated record. Gene Ontology annotation, cellular component: Golgi cisterna; trans-Golgi network; cytosol. The transcript is spliced from 3 exons. NCBI's taxonomy places the organism in Eukaryota, Fungi, Ascomycota, Sordariomycetes, Sordariales, Chaetomiaceae. The annotation marks the transcript as partial. Gene Ontology annotation, biological process: Golgi organization; Golgi to plasma membrane protein transport; Golgi vesicle budding. Gene Ontology annotation, molecular function: phosphatidylinositol-4-phosphate binding.
UUUCCUUCACCGCAUACCGAGCCGGUACGACACAGACAGCUGCCAAAACUUGGGCUCCCCGGGUUCCGGCGCGCCGUCGGCGGAAGAGCGAAAGCUAGAGACCAAUGGCGACCACGACGACGGCCGGCCUGACACGGCGCAGGGGCGGAGGCGGGGCCGGCGGUGCGGGCGGGGGAGACGGCAACGGCAUUGGCCCCUCCUCGCGGACCAAUUCGUCGGUCAACGUCCGGGACCACACAGGGCCCGAGACGAGCUACGAGAGCGGCGAGAACGGACACCGGAUCGCCUACGACCCGCGCGAUAUCAGCGAGAGCGCCGAGCGCAGCAAGCAGCCCAAGCUGACGCUCAUGGAGGAGGUGCUCUUGUUGGGGUUGAAAGAUAAGCAGGGCUACCUCUCAUUCUGGAACGACAACAUCUCCUAUGCCCUCCGCGGGUGCAUCGUGCUGGAACUCGCCUUCCGCGGCCGGAUAGCCAUGCAAAAGACGCCGUCGCGGCGGAACUUCCCGCUGCCCGACCGCAUCAUCGAAGUCAUCGACGACACCCUGACAGGCGAGGUGCUUUUAGACGAGGCACUGAAGAUGAUGAAAACGAGCGAGAAGAUGAGCGUCAGCAGCUGGAUUGACCUUAUGAGCGGCGAGACAUGGAACCUGAUGAAGAUCGGCUACCAACUCAAGCAGGUGCGCGAGCGGCUGGCCAAGGGCCUAGUAGACAAGGGCAUCCUGCGGACCGAGAAGCGCAACUUCCUCCUCUUCGACAUGGCAACGCACCCGGUGGUCGACAGCGGCGCGAAGGAUGAGAUCCGGCGGCGCGUCCGUAACGUGCUGACGCAGCGCACCGUCGUGCUCAACAGCUCGCAGUGGCUACCCGAGGGUCUCGAGUUCCGUUACCUGCGCACCGUGGCCAUGGUCUGCGCGGCCUACGCGGCUAACGUCCUCGAGAACGCGCUGUCGACGCUCGGCCACGAGGCCAGGGAGAAGGCCUUCAACCAGACGGACGAGCUGCUCGCCGACUACAGCCAGUGGCCCUUUGGGAGGAAGGCGACCAUGAACGAUAUCGGGGAGAACCUGCCGCAGGUUAUUGGCGAGGUGCGCAAGGCCCCUUUGAACUAAACCUGACAUCCCAUCCUCCCUUGUCCGCAAGUCAAUUACUGACGCCCGC